Messenger RNA from Nomascus leucogenys (northern white-cheeked gibbon), 2277 nucleotides. RefSeq names its product LY6/PLAUR domain containing 5 (gene LYPD5). Gene Ontology annotation, cellular component: plasma membrane. The record is from RefSeq and is a predicted model, not a curated record. Lineage: Eukaryota; Metazoa; Chordata; Mammalia; Primates; Hylobatidae.
CCCCAGGGUCCCAAGCCCUGCAGUGCUACAGCUUUGAGCACACCUACUUUGGCCCCUUUGACCUCAGGGCCAUGAAGCUGCCCAGCAUCUCCUGUCCUCAGGAGUGCUUUGAGGCUAUCCUGUCUCUGGACACCGGGUAUCGCGCGCCGGUGACCCUCGUGCGGAAGGGCUGCUGGACCGGGCCUCCUGUGGGCCAGACGCAAUCGAACCCGGACGCGCUGCCGCCAGACUACUCGGUGGUGCGCGGCUGCACAACUGACAAAUGCAACGCCCACCUCAUGACUCAUGACGCCCUCCCCAACCUGAGCCAAGCACCCGACCCACCGACGCUCAGCGGCGCCGAGUGCUAUGCCUGUAUCGGGGUCCACCAGGAUGACUGCGCUAUCGGCAGGUCCCGACGGGUCCAGUGUCACCAGGACCAGACCGCCUGCUUCCAGGGCAAUGGCAGAAUGACAGUCGGCAAUUUCUCAGUCCCUGUGUACAUCAGAACCUGCCACCGGCCCUCCUGCACCACCGAGGGCACCACCAGCCCCUGGACAGCCAUCGACCUCCAGGGCUCCUGCUGUGAGGGGCACCUCUGCAACGGGAAAUCCAUGACCCAGCCCUUCACCAGUGCUUCAGCCACCACCCGUGCUUCAGCCACCACCCCUCCCCGAGCACUACAGGUCCUGGCCCUGCUCCUCCCAGUCCUCCUGCUGGUGGGGCUCUCAGCAUAGACCGCCCCUCCAGAAUGCUGGGGACAGGGUUCACACACCUCAUUCUUGCUGCUUCAGCCUCUAUCACGUAACUCACUGGAAAAUGAUGUUAAAAUAAGAAUUGCACUCCUGUCCCUCUGGCCUUCCAUCUCUCCCUCCCUUGUGACCCCAGCCUGGUCAACAGGACUGGAAGAAACUGGACAUAGUCACCAGCGUCCCAGGGGAGGGCAAAACAGCCACGUCCUGCCCUGAUGAAGAGCAAUUCUGAUCACAGCUGUUACUCACUGAGCACGAGGCAGGCACCAGGCAUCCCGUAACACGGCUUCCUGUGCUCUCCCUCCAAAGCCUGUCGCAGCUCUAGGAGGGAGCUAUACAAUGAUGUCUUUAUUAGUGUCAUCAUGAGAGGCCCAAUAAGCAGUAUGCCCUAACAGUUAGUAGGCCAGGCUGUGGAGCUAAGCUGCAUGGGUUCAAAUCCCAGCUCCAGCAUUCAGCCUGCAGAGACCAUGGGCGAGUUACUUAAGCCAGGCUCUGGAGCUAAGCUUCAUGGUUUCAAAUCCCAGCUCCACCAUUCAGCCUGCAGAGGCCAUGGGUGAGUUACCUGAGCUCUCUGUGCCAAUAUUUUCUCACCUAUAAGGUAGAGGUGAAAAUAAACUCUAUAACGAUGACAAGAACUGCUUCACAGUAGUUGCAGUGAGGAUUCAAUGAGAUGAACAUUUAGUACUUGGGACACAGCAGUGGCCCAGUAUAAAUGGGCUACUGUCAUAAGCCCUAAGUCACAGGCCAACAAACUGAGAGGCAAAAGCACUUGGUUGAGCUUGUGUAUCUAGUGAGUAGAGAUUCAGGAACCAGAUUCCCAGCCCCAUGAACUGCUAAGCAACCCCACCUCCUAAACACAUGAGUACUGAUUAACUUCACAGAAAAACACACAAGGCAAAGUUCAGCGAGGUGAAAUUCUCCAAGCUGUAAAGAUCAGGGAAGACUUCCUGGAGGAAUUAACCCUUGAGCAAAAUCCUAAAGGAUCAAUAGUAGCUGGCAAAAAGAAGCAGGAGGAAGGGCAUUCCAGGUAGAGGAGACAGCCUGGACAAACGUCCAAGGGAGGAAGGAACACAGGGUGUGCAGCACACUUUCAUAAGUGCGUGAACUUCAUAGAGAUGGGAUCCUUCAGCAUGUUCUCUGUGCACAUGCUUGACCAUGUUCUUUCACAUGCUUUUUGCCACUUGAUCUUUCCAGCAACUCAGUGAGGGAAGCAAAAAAGUAAGUUGCAUCCUGCUAUUGUCUGAAUGUUUGUGUCUCCUCAAAAUUCAUCUUUUGAAACCUAAUAACCGAAGUGAUGUUACUGGGAGAUGGGGCUUUGGGAGGUGGUGAGAUCAUGAGGGUGGGGCCCCCAUGAAUAGGAUUAGUGCCCUUAUAAAAGAGACCCUGGAGAGCUGCCUUGCCCCUUCCACCUCAUGAGAACACAGCCAGCAGGUGCCUAUAAGCAAGAAAGUGGGUCCUCACCAGCCAUCAAAUCUGCCGGUGCAUUGAUUGUAGACUUCCCAGACUCCAGAGCUAUGAGACAUAAAUUUCUGUUGUGUAUAAGCCA